Molecule: messenger RNA, 2243 nt
Organism: Pungitius pungitius (ninespine stickleback)
Lineage: Eukaryota; Metazoa; Chordata; Actinopteri; Perciformes; Gasterosteidae
Gene: gatm
Product: glycine amidinotransferase (L-arginine:glycine amidinotransferase)
Exons: 9
Coding region: 70-1335 (421 amino acids)
Cellular component (GO): mitochondrion
Molecular function (GO): amidinotransferase activity
Source: RefSeq, a predicted model, not a curated record
GAGCAAACUUGGAGGUGAAUCCUGCGCUGCCGUUUGAUUCCACUGACGCGUUGACUAUUACGUUGGAUCAUGCUGCGAGUCAGGUGUCUGAGAGGAGGUAGCAGGGGGGCCGAGGCUGCCCAUCUGAUCGGAGCCAUGCUGGGCCGGGCGGUGACCGGAUGGGUGCAUGGGGCCUUCCAGAGCACUUCCAGUGCAGCUGCUGCACAGCCGCACCAUGCUGUUGAACAUGUUACUGAGCCUGUCCAGCAGGAGUGUCCUGUGUGCAGUUACAAUGAAUGGGACCCUCUUGAGGAGGUGAUCGUGGGUCGUGCCGAAAACGCCUGUGUGCCUCCCUUCACCGUGGAAGUGAAAGCUAACACAUAUGAAAAGUAUUGGCCCUUCUACCAGCAGUAUGGGGGCCAGCAAUUUCCUGCGGACCACUUAAAAAAAGCUGUUGCUGAGAUUGAGGAAAUGUGCAAUAUUCUGCAACACGAGGGCGUCACUGUGAGGAGGCCGGAGCCCAUGACCUGGUCCGAGGAAUACAAAACUCCAGACUUUACAUCAUCGGGCAUGUAUGCUGCCAUGCCCAGAGACAUCCUCAUGGUUGUGGGGAACGAGAUUAUCGAGGCUCCUAUGGCCUGGAGGGCUCGCUUCUUUGAGUACAGAGCCUACAGACCUUUGAUCAAGGAAUACUUCAGAAACGGUGCUAAAUGGACCACUGCUCCUAAGCCAACCAUGUCCGAUGAUCUGUAUGAUCAGGACUAUCCCAUCCGCACAGUGGAGGACAGGCACAAGCUGGCCGCCGAGGGGAAGUUUGUGACCACGGAGCAUGAGCCCUGCUUUGAUGCUGCCGACUUCAUCCGAGCUGGGAGGGACCUUUUCGUCCAGAGGAGUCAGGUUACAAAUUACAUGGGAAUUGAGUGGAUGCGCCGUCAUCUGGCUCCAGACUACAACAUCCACAUCAUCUCAUUUAAGGACCCAAACCCCAUGCACAUCGAUGCAACUUUCAACAUCAUUGGGCCCGGACUGGUGCUGUCAAACCCCGAUCGUCCAUGUCGCCAGAUCGACAUGUUCCAGAAGGCUGGUUGGACUAUUGUGAAACCUCCAACACCUCUUAUUCCCGAUGACCACCCACUGUGGAUGUCCUCCAAAUGGCUGUCCAUGAAUGUGCUGAUGUUGGGUGAGAAGCGCGUUAUGGUUGACGCCAACGAGAGCACAAUUCAAAAAAUGUUUGAGAGCCUCGGUAUCAAGACCAUAAAGGUGAAUAUACGCCAUGCAAACUCCUUGGGUGGUGGCUUCCACUGCUGGACAACCGAUAUCCGCCGCCGUGGUACCCUGCAGUCCUACUUCCACUAGCCGUGCCAGAAAGAGGCAGUUUUUAUUGAGCUUUGAAGAUUAAAGCGACAGUUUGGAAUCUUGCAUCUACUAUAAUCAAUGAAUCUUUAUCGUCAGUAAAUUUUGUACGUACACAUUAAUCAGAGACCUACUUCCUGCACAUUUCUUUGGAAAAGUAGUUUCUUUAGGUGUCACGCACUGCAGCUCAAAGUCAAAGCAGUACACUGUUUAAAACUUGCCUGCACCCAAAUAACAAUAGCACAAUGUUAUCUUAUUAUAACUGCCUUUGCAAACAGCUCUGUAUUGAUAUAUCCAUAUGUAUCUACAUGCAUAUACACAUGCUCAAUAGCAACAAAUGAACAAUACUUCAAUCAGUUAUCUCAAUAACAACUGCACUUCUGGCCCGGCUAUUGCUAUUUGCUAUGUGAAAGUCACCAAACAUCGAGAAAAGAAGCUACCUCCUCAUGGAAACGUCAGACACCAUCUUUUUCCUAAGUGUUUAAUCUUAUUUUAAAAAAAUGUAAAAAAAAGUUGUUAAGUAGGUUAAAUGUAUUAUCUCUAGUAUAUUGUUUUGUAUAGAUUUUAAUUGAUUUCACAGACAAAGUUAUAUUUAUAUUUUUCAUACUCUUGAUUGGAUUAUAUAUUUACUCAAAAAGUUUGCGGUCCUUAUCAGAUAUUGUGAACCUUUUACCUUUUCUUCUAUUGCAAAUCUGGGCCAGUUAUACUUGAUGCUACUAGUAUGUGACUAAUUGGCUGCUUCUGUCUGCAAUGCAAAAAUGCCUAAAGAAUGAAACGUGUUUUUUGUGAAGAUGCUUUGUGAUUCCUUUGAUGUGUUGGUUAUGGGAUGUUGAAGUCUUAAGAUCUAAGUGAACAGACAUAUGCAAGGGAAAUUUUGUACGAUGCAAUAUUAUUAAAUGUAAUUAAAAAUA